AUUGCCCAAGGCUGGAACAAACAGCAGCACCUUGGUGUGCAGCUUUGGCACCUCGGUGUGCGGCUUUGUGGUCCUGUCAUCCCCAGCCCACUCCUCUGGAGAUGCUUGGUGUGCAUCUGGGCCAGCUUUGACUGUUCCCAGAGCAGCUGGAUCCAUGCUGGUGCAGGGAAUGGGUAUAGGAGGGCAUGGGAGGAGAUCCAAAAUCUGGAAUUGGGCUGGUUUGCAUUGCUGGGGGAGAAUGUGACAGAGCACAUGGGCAGAGCUGGGAAAGACAGAAUUCCCUGUGCACAGGGAGUGUGUGAAGACUGAAGGAAUAGGGUACCAAACACUCCAGCAUUGCUGUGAAACAGUCAUUUUCUAUUGUGUGUGGAUUAGCUGCCUAGCUGGAAAGAAGCCAUCGCCUUUCUGCAGGAGUUCAGAGCCGGGUCAAUGGAACAGGAAUAUAUUCUUAGAGUGGUACAAAGAGCUGGGGAAAAAGCUGUAGAGUGUUUGAAGUCUCGAGGCAGACAAAGACCGUGGUUCUGCUGCUGUGGUGGCCAGAGUACCAGAGGAGCAGGGGAGAGUCCUGAGCUCUGCUGGCAACAGGGCUCUCAGGAACAGGAAUUUCACACAGCUGUCAGGCCCAGGGAAUGUAGGGCACUCAGAGGACAUGAAUAUUCAGAGGAGCUGUGGCAUGUUGUGCUAGAGGAAAUGAAAAAGCAAAGUUUUCUCAGAAGUAGGUAUCUGGGAAACCUGUGACUGUCGGGGAUAAAAGCAAAUUUCUUUUCUGUGGAGUGGGUUAUCUCAAAUGUUAUUCCAGAAUCCAGCUUUCCAAUUAGCCACUCGUAGUUAGUGCUGGCAGCAGGAUCUGCACUGCUUAAUCCAUUUCUUUGGUGAGAAGUGCCUGUUCUUAGUGCAGGCAAUGCUGCAGGAGUGAGGACUUUGCUCCUUCUUCCUCUACCCUGGCAUCGCUUUUCUUUCCCGUGUGCCUUUGUGCUUGUUCUGUUGCUAACCAGAUCCUGCGGAUUUAGUGUUGUGCUCAGAAGAUCCUCCCAGCCCAGGCUGAGGUGCUCCCAGCUGUGCUGUCAGGCGGUGACAGAUGUCUCGGGUGUGCACACUGAGUGUCCAGCAGUGCUGGCUGCCAGGAUUGGUGUUCCAGGCACAAACGUGCCCCUUGUAGUGCAGAGCUCAGCACAGCCUGUGCAGCAGUGCCCUUGGAGGGCAAGUGAAACCCCUCUCCCUGGGAGCAGUGGGAGCGCUGCUGUCGUUUGUGCUGAGGUUCAAGUAGGCCUUGGGGUGGCAGUUUCAGUUUCCCUUCUGCUUUCCUCUCCCAGAAGGGCGUGCUGGAAAGGGCAGGCAGGGAUGGUGGUGGCUCUUCUGCUUUCCGUGGGGGAGCAUUCCUCCAGGAGACUGGAGCAGAUGAGGGUCAGGCUCUGCACCUAGGGAGUAAGGCACAGCAAAAGAGAAAACAGCCUCAAGUUGUGUCAGGAAGUUCUGGGUUGGAUAUCAGGGAAAAUUUAUUCCCAAAAGGAUUGUCAAGCCGUGGCACAGGCUGCUCAGAGCAGUGUUGGAGUCACCAUUCCUGGAAGUGUUCAAAAACAUGUGGGUGCGGCACUUGAGGACAGGGGUUAAUGGUUGGACUCAAUCAUCUUGGAGGGCUUUUCCAGCCUAAAUUACUCUGCAGUUCAUUCAUUCCAGUUCUUGCAAAUGGUGUACUUGAUGCAGCACGUGGAUGCACCAAACCAUGCAUCCAAAUGCAUGUGAAAGCUGUAUUUUAAGUGUUAAUGGAUUAGACUGUAGGGAUUGAGGGUGUUUCCUGAGCAGCUUGUCUGCCUCUGAAAUCAGAACCCUCUGAUGUUCUUGAUCCACUGUUAGCUGCCCAGAAGCUGUUUAAAGCUGUGAUCCCCAAUUAUGUUUUGAGGGUUUAAUGGCUCUGUUGAGUUGUUUCCCCCUUCCAUUCCAAGAACAUCACUGCAUUGGAAUUUGAGCUGCAUCAGAGAGAAGUAGCCUGGAGCAUGGUGGUCUGAUCCAAAGAAGCAUUUUUCCCCACACAGCUGAGCAAAGCAAAGCUGAAAAGCCCCACUGCAGAGCUUGCAUGGAUGGUGACAUUGCAGCUGACACUGCAGCCCUGGGAUGCUCCAGUGCUCCUGAACAAGCUGAGCACAUGCUGCACAGUCAGCAAGUUGUCACGUGGAGAUGACAAACUGAUCUGAUGUUAAACUAAAGCCACCAAACUGUGCUUUGCUGCUGGGACCAAAAGUGAUGAGCUGGCCUGGGAUUCGUGAGGAAAACGUUAGGCUGAAGUGGGCUGUGGAUAAAGGCUGGCUUUGACUCCUUGGCACUGGAACAACCUUAUUUUGUAGGUCUUCCCCAGUCACCCCAUGCUGUUCCUGCUGACAUGUCCAGUUGUGAUUGUCUAAGUUUGAACUGCAAGAUUUUGAGGACAGAACCUCCCUUUUUCCAAAAUAGUGAGCCUGUUUUUACUGUGCUGCAGAAUCUGUAAAAAUCAAGACACAUCGUGAUUUCCCCAAACUUAGUUCCCCUGGCAUCUCAUUUCAGAACUUUCCCCAGAAAAAAAAAAGGCUUUUCUACUAAAAUCCUGGUUCCUUUUUUUUUUUUGUGUUCUCCCCACCCCAGUAUGUUCAGAAGUGCCUUGAUGCUGUGUGACAUCUGAAAUACUUCCUGUGCAUGUGCUUGCUGUGCUGCCUUUGCUAGAUAAGCAGUAGGCUGUUCUUUUUACAGCAGGCACAUCCCUUCCUGAAGAGGCAGAUGUGGAAUGUUUUCCCUGGGAACAAAUAUUGAUGCCUUGAAUUUCUCUGGACCCUAGUGUACAAGAGGAAUGGAAGAGAACGCUGCUGAAGAGGUGGAUCACACCCCAAGUGAUGCCAGCAUGGGGGUAGAUGUUUUGGAAUCAGGUGACACCACGCCUCCUACAAAGAGGAAAAGCAAGUUCUCAAGCUUUGGCAAGAUUUUCAAACCCUGGAAGUGGAGGAAAAAGAAAAGCAGUGACAAAUUUAAGGAGACUUCAGAAGUUUUAGAACGAAAGAUUUCUAUGCGAAAGCCAAGAGAGGAGCUGGUAAAAAGAGGGGUUCUGUUGGAAGAGCCUGAGCAGGAUGGUGAAGAGCCAGAGAAGCUGAACCCACCUGCACUGAAGAAUGGCCACACUGUCCCCAUUGGGGGCCCUGGGGUCUGUAACCUGCCCAGCCAGGAGGAAGAGGCCACAAAGCCAUCCAGCCUUAGGAAGCCUGCUCCAGUGGAGGAACCUAAGAAGAGGCAGGGCUCCUCCAGCAGCCACCCUGGGCCUGAACUGGAACCACCUCAGGAGCCACAUGUUCCCAGACAACCUCUGCUUCCUCCAAAAAGACCUCCCUCCACUUCCCAGGAGGCAAAUGAAGUACAGGCAAAGGAUCCAACACCUGCCAGCAGCACUGCAAGAACUGCCACCUUCAGCACAGCCUCCACGGCAGCAAAGACAGUCAAUUCCACAGCUGCCCCUUCCCCAGCCCCCAGGACUCUGCUCCCUGCUCCUGCCAGUGCCAACACUACUGCUCCCACCAGUACAACCAGCACAGCUCCUGCCAAACAGCCUCCCGUCCCUCCUCCCAAACCUGCCAACAGAAAUAGCAACUCACUAAUAGCUGAACUUUCUCAAGUAAUGACCAGUGGUACAGCCUUGUCCAAGCCUUCCCCUCCUCUCCCUCCAAAGAGAGGCCUCCUGCCUAACAACACGUCAGAGGCUGUCACCUCUAAGCCCCCAAAUGACAGGACAGUGACAGCGAGUCGCCCUGCACCGAUUCCACUGCACGUGACCUCUGCUUACCCACCGCCCUCGCCCUCGCCGCCGCUGCCCACCCACGUACCCCCUGACCCUCCACGUGUGGCCCUGCCCACCUCCACCCCUGUCCUAGACCCGCCGUGCUCCCUGGACCUGACCAAGGAGACUCCUCCUCCUCUUCCUGAAGACUUCAGAUCCAUGGAAGCAUCGAAGAGGACAGCAGAACAAGGGUUUGGUGAACCCCACGUGCUGCCUCGCCUGCCCCAAAUCCCACUGCACAUUCGUAUCCAGCAGGCUCUGGCCAGCCCUCUGCCUGUCACCCCACCUCCUGAGGGCUCCCACAGGGCUCACUCAUUGCUCUUUGAGAACGAUGGUUUUGGAGAAGACAAUGGCACCCUGGGCAGGACGAGGUCCCUGCCUGUCACCAUUGAGAUGCUCAAAGUUCCAGACGAUGAGGAAGAGGAAGAUGAUGACCAGGAAGAGGAACAGAAUUCAGGUCCUCGUGUGUAUAUUGGAGAUGUGCCAUCUGUCACAGUCAUCCCCAAACUGGUACCCCAGGUCCUCCCAGAGGAGCAGGAAGGAGACGAAGGGAUGAGUGACUCUGACUCGGAGGGGCCCAUCCUGUAUAAAGAUGAUGAGGAUGAGGAAGAAGAUGAAAGCCAUAACAGCACGCUGGCCAACAAAGUGAAGAGGAAAGACACGCUCGCUAUAAAGCUGGGGAGCACAACCGCACCGCAGGAGGAGAAGAUCAUCUUCCCUCGGAAGAGCAAGGAGGAGUGGAAUGAAAUCCGUCAGCAGAUUGGGACAACGCUGAUCAGGCGACUGAGUCAGAGACCAACUGCAGAAGAACUGGAACAGAGGAACAUUCUUCAGCCGAAGAACGAAGCUGACCGUCAAGCAGAGAAGCGCGAGAUCAAGCGCCGGCUCACCAGAAAGCUUAGCCAGAGGCCUACAGUGGCAGAGCUGCAGGCCAGGAAGAUCCUGAGGUUUAAUGAAUAUGUGGAAGUAACAGACGCUCAAGACUAUGACCGGCGAGCAGAUAAGCCAUGGACAAAGCUGACCCCAGCUGACAAGGCAGCCAUCAGGAAGGAGCUGAAUGAGUUUAAGAGCUGUGAAAUGGAAGUGCAUGAGGAGAGCAAGCAGUUCACGAGAUACCAUCGACCAUAAUAUUCCAAGGAGGGAGCAAGAAACCCGCAAGAGCUGGACGUUCUCUGCAUCCCUCUCCUAAGCAAUACAGUGAGGGUGGAACCUCAGCUCUUCCAAGAUUUGCCUUCCAAACAUAUCCAGAAAGGGCUUUUCGGCCAGGGAAGGGGAAUCCUGUCUGAAUGUAGCAUUUCACUGGAACAAACACAUCUCUGAUGCCAUCAGGCUGGAACUGACACUAUACCUCGUGUGGCUCAGCAGUAUGACUCUGCCAGGAGACCGUGCCCAGGGGAGCGACCCCUUCCUUCCUUCCUUCCUUCCCAGCUUGUACAGACUUGUCCUGGGGAGUGCAAUUCCUCAUUUCCUCCUCCUUUCCCUGAGGAAGGGAGAUGAGAAACAAAGGCAGCUCUAGUGUUGGGAAGCUGAGGAGAGCAUGUCCUCAGAAGCAUCUGUGUGUAUAUUAGCUGUGUACAGAGAACCCUGGCAGACAACUGACAUGGCACUUGCAAUUUUUGGGGGUUUUGCUUUUUUGUCAUGUCCUUAAUGCCCUGAAUCACUACUGACCAACGGUUUGUUGUCCUGGAAGGGAACUGUGUAGAUAUUAACAUAUGCUGCAUCUUUUUGUUAAAAAAAAGAAAAAAGAAAAAAAAAACAACAUAUGUAUAAAUGCUCUGCACUCUCUCACACUUGCUGCGAUCUUAAUAACAGAUCUUGAGAUAUUUAGGCUUGUUUAACAAAUUAUAGAACCAGGAAAAAUGACUGUUGCCUUUUUAAAACUUUUUAAUUUGGGGAAACUGUGAGAGUAGUCAGUCCUUUUUAUCGUGGCUUUCUCUCAAAUGUUUUUUACUCUCCCAAAUCAGGGUUGAAGCUUGCCUUUUUCUCAUUUUUACAGCUAAACCUACUGGAAUCUUGAUCGUUUCACUGUGUGGGUCAAAAGGAGGGGAAGAAAAGGUUUAAAAAGUGACCUUAAAAAUGGUAUUUCUCUUCUGAGAGAGAAAUUCUUCCUCAGUGCGGGUUAAUAAAAAAAAUCUGGUAGGGCCACUGCUGUAUUAUGCACAAAACUAAACGAUCUGUGAGAUGCCACUUGUGCGGGGGUUUGGGGUGGGGAAGGGGGGGCGGGAGGGAGAGAACUUUCUCUUGUUCACAGACCAGUGUGGCAACACGCCGGCCGUGGCCCGGCAUCUGCUGGGGCUCUUCCCUCACGGCAUCCCCUGUACAGCCGCCAUUACAUUGUAUAUCAGUCUCCGCAACAACAGAUUUUAAUUAUUAAAUAAAAGUAUUUUAGAACUUUUUUCUUAAA
Messenger RNA from Passer domesticus (house sparrow), 6197 nucleotides. RefSeq names its product phosphatase and actin regulator 4 (gene PHACTR4). The coding region runs from base 2819 to 4921 and encodes 700 amino acids. The record is from RefSeq and is a predicted model, not a curated record. NCBI's taxonomy places the organism in Eukaryota, Metazoa, Chordata, Aves, Passeriformes, Passeridae. Gene Ontology annotation, biological process: actin cytoskeleton organization; neural crest cell migration. The transcript has 14 exons. Gene Ontology annotation, molecular function: actin binding.